Anopheles marshallii is the source of this 1374-nucleotide messenger RNA. RefSeq names its product CAAX prenyl protease 1 homolog. The coding region runs from base 1 to 1374 and encodes 457 amino acids. The record is from RefSeq and is a predicted model, not a curated record. NCBI's taxonomy places the organism in Eukaryota, Metazoa, Arthropoda, Insecta, Diptera, Culicidae. The transcript is spliced from 2 exons. Gene Ontology annotation, molecular function: metalloendopeptidase activity. Gene Ontology annotation, cellular component: endoplasmic reticulum membrane. Gene Ontology annotation, biological process: CAAX-box protein processing.
AUGUGGGACGCGUCAGAAAGAACGCUGUAUUCCAUGAUAGCGUUUCUGUUUAUAGAAACGCUGCUAGAACUGUACCUAACGAUGCGUCAGAUACGCGUUUACAAACAAAGUAAGACUGUGCCGAAAGAGCUAAAACAUGUAAUGAAUGACGUCACAUUCGAGAAAGCUCGCGUUUACGGAUUAGAUAAGGCUUACUAUGAUAUCUUCAAGAUGAUUUUGUGCGAUAUAGUGAUACUGCAGCUAGAGCUGUACUUUGGAUUCAUGGCCAUCGUAUGGACACGUUCGGUUGAGAUCUCCACUAACAUAGGGCUUAAUCCAAAAAGCGAAAUUCAUGUGGGAUGCCUCUUCGCUCUACUACUCAACGCAAUAGGGGUGCUAAAGGAUAUGCCCUUUAAAAUUUAUGGAACCUUUGUGCUUGAGGAAAAACACGGCUUCAACAAGCAAACUGCCGGAUUCUUCGUGAAGGAUCAAAUCAAAGCUUUUCUAGUUUCCCAAACAUUGACCAUUCCAAUUGCAGCAGUUUUUAUUUACAUCGUUCAAAUUGGUGGACAAUUAUUCUUCGUUUGGCUGUGGGCAUUUGUAGCUGUCGUUACUCUGGUCCUCAUUACCAUUUAUCCAGUAUACAUCGCUCCCAUAUUUGACAAAUUCCGUCCAUUGGAGGAUGGAGAAUUGAAACAAAGCAUACACGCGCUGGCAGACAGCGUGAAGUUUCCGCUGGGGCAGUUAUUCGUCGUCGAAGGCUCGAAACGUUCUGCGCACAGCAAUGCUUACUUCACCGGACUGUUUGGAGUAAAACGAAUCGUGCUGUUUGAUACGCUGCUGGUCAACAAAGGCCUCCCGGAAGACGAUCCGUCGUUGACGGAAAGCGAUAAGGGCAAAGGAUGCAAGAACGAGGAAGUAUUGGCGGUCCUUGCACAUGAACUUGGCCACUGGAAAUUGGGACACGUUUCCAAAAAUAUUGUAAUUGUCCAGGUGCAAAUGUUUCUAAUUUUUCUCGCCUUCUCACAACUUUUCACCUACGGUCCGCUGUAUGAAGCAAUCGGUCUACCUGUCGGCGAGAAACCCAUCCUGAUCGGUUUCAUUGUUAUCAUGAUGUAUGUUUUGGCGCCGUACAAUACAAUGAUUUCAUUCGCUAUGACGGUUAUAUCUAGAAAAUUUGAAUAUCAAGCUGAUGCUUUCGCUCAAGAGCUUGGAUAUGCCAAAGAUUUGGGAAACGCGCUUGUCAAACUGCAAUUGGACAAUCUGGGAUUUCCUGUGUAUGAUUGGAUGUACUCCGCAUGGAAUCAUUCCCAUCCAACCGUGCUUCAGCGUCUUGAUAGGCUCAAAUCAUACACCCAAGGAAAAGAACAACCCCACAAGCCCAAAUCCCAAUAA